Molecule: messenger RNA, 460 nt
Organism: Medioppia subpectinata
Lineage: Eukaryota; Metazoa; Arthropoda; Arachnida; Sarcoptiformes; Oppiidae
Source: the annotation of a GenBank genome assembly
AUGAGAUUUUGCGGCGGCAAAGCUAUUGAACGAGAGGGCAAUUUCGUGGAGCCGACCAUUAUUACAGGUCUUCCACACGACUCACCACUCGUCCAAAGGGAGACAUUCGCGCCCAUUGUCUAUGCCUUGAAAUUCACGUCUUUGGAUGAGGCCAUCGGUUGGAACAAUGAAGUCAAACAGGGAUUGUCGAGCAGUCUCUUCACCACUAAUCUCAACAAUAUAUUCAAAUGGAUGGGACCGAAGGGCUCGGAUUGCGGUAUAGUUAACGUCAAUAUUCCCACAAAUGGGGCAGAAAUUGGCGGCGCUUUCGGCGGCGAAAAGCAUACGGGCGGCGGACGGGAGUCAGGAUCUGAUUCGUGGAAACAAUAUAUGCGUCGCUCGACGUGUACUAUCAAUUACGGCAAACAACUCCCAUUGGCUCAGGGCAUCAAAUUCGAGUGAUGUCUUCAGCUGAUCCCAU